CUAGGGCAUUUACCUCAGAAUUUCAGUCUCACCUCAGACGCCGAAUUUGCAGUGUAUAUUUUAGUCAUAAAAACAGACGUAACAUAAACACAAAUCAUGGACAAACACAGACGUCGUUCUCGUGACAGACGCAGGUCUAGGUCUCCCAGAGAUAGGAGAAGGAGCAGAUCGCGGUCCAACUCAAAAAAGCAGCGCUCUCGUCGCAGAAAACCAUCAUUGUACUGGGAUGUACCUCCUCCAGGUUUUGAGCACAUAACCCCGCUGCAAUAUAAGGCCAUGCAGGCUAGUGGACAAAUACCAGCUACUCAAAUUUUGGACACUCCACAAGCGGCUGUACCGGUUGUCGGCAGUACCAUCACCAGACAAGCUCGACGUCUGUAUGUGGGAAAUAUACCAUUUGGAGUUACAGAAGAAGAAAUGAUGGAGUUUUUUAACCAACAAAUGCACCUAUCGGGACUAGCGCAAGCUGCUGGUAAUCCUGUAUUAGCUUGUCAAAUAAAUUUGGACAAAAACUUUGCAUUCUUGGAAUUUCGAUCGAUCGAUGAGACGACCCAAGCCAUGGCUUUCGAUGGAAUCAACUUCAAGGGUCAAAGUUUGAAAAUUAGACGACCUCAUGAUUACCAGCCAAUGCCUGGAAUGACAGAUUCUGCUACUGCUGGACUAAAUGUACCAGCCGGUGUUAUCAGCACAGUCGUGCCAGAUUCUCCCCAUAAAAUAUUUAUCGGCGGUUUACCCAACUAUCUCAAUGAAGACCAGGUGAAAGAAUUACUACUGUCUUUUGGACAACUAAAAGCCUUCAAUUUAGUGAAAGACGCAGCUACCGGUCUCAGCAAAGGUUAUGCUUUUGCGGAAUAUGUUGAAUAUGCAAUCACUGAUCAGGCAAUCGCUGGUCUAAAUGGUAUGCAACUAGGAGACAAAAAACUUAUUGUUCAAAGAGCUAGUGUGGGUGCCAAAAAUGCAGCAGUUGGUCAAACCGCACCGGUACAAAUCCAAGUCCCUGGACUUUCGCUUGUUGGUACAUCUGGUCCUCCUACUGAAGUCUUAUGUUUACUCAACAUGGUAACACCGGACGAAUUGAAAGACGAAGAAGAGUACGAAGAUAUUUUGGAAGACAUUAAAGAAGAAUGUAACAAGUAUGGUGUUGUUCGAAGUGUUGAAAUACCUAGACCGAUUGAAGGUGUCGAUGUUCCUGGUUGUGGAAAGGUAUUUGUUGAGUUCAACUCAGUUAUUGACUGUCAAAAAGCUCAACAGGCUCUCACAGGAAGGAAAUUUAGUGACAGAGUUGUUGUGACGUCUUACUUUGAUCCUGACAAGUAUCAUCGUCGUGAGUUUUAAUGUUUGAAUCCAUAUAUUAAAAAAAAUAUGCUAAUAAAAAGUAUGCCACAUAUUUAUUGUGGUAAUGAAUAAAUAACCAAAC
Molecule: messenger RNA, 1417 nt
Organism: Culicoides brevitarsis
Lineage: Eukaryota; Metazoa; Arthropoda; Insecta; Diptera; Ceratopogonidae
Gene: U2af50
Product: splicing factor U2AF 50 kDa subunit
Exons: 8
Coding region: 97-1335 (412 amino acids)
Biological process (GO): mRNA processing
Cellular component (GO): commitment complex; U2-type prespliceosome; nuclear speck
Molecular function (GO): poly-pyrimidine tract binding; pre-mRNA 3'-splice site binding
Source: RefSeq, a predicted model, not a curated record